Pomacea canaliculata is the source of this 3097-nucleotide messenger RNA. RefSeq names its product WD repeat-containing protein on Y chromosome-like. NCBI's taxonomy places the organism in Eukaryota, Metazoa, Mollusca, Gastropoda, Architaenioglossa, Ampullariidae. The coding region runs from base 475 to 1149 and encodes 224 amino acids. Gene Ontology annotation, molecular function: protein binding. The record is from RefSeq and is a predicted model, not a curated record. The transcript is spliced from 8 exons.
ACGUCUUCGACGUGCUGACAGGCCGCUACGUCACACGGGAGGAGAGCGACGCCCAGACUGAGACUUUCGAGAACUCUGUGGACGCCAUGCUGUUCCUCCCACACGCGGCAGCCCAACGAUGAGAGGACUGCCACCCUCAUCACUGCGGGCAAUGAAGGGUGGAUUCGGCUGGUCACUCCACAACAAGGGUGGUCUGCUAGGCCAGUUCGCCGCCACGGAGCAAGUAGGAGAAAUGGUGUUGGCCAUGACAACCGACCCACAAAACGAGUUGCUCAUCACCGGCGACACACGAGGCUACGUUAGGGUGUGGGACCUGCUCCUCUACUGUAACAGAGAGGCCGAGUCUAUUUCCGAGACGGAGCUCGAAGCAAGAGACGAUGCCUUUCAUAAGAAAUUCCUCUUCCUUAGGUCUUCAUUCUUGAAAGACAAGAUAGCAGAAGGUAAGUAUAAUCGGCACAUAAGCGGCCGCCUCCAAUGGCGUCUAAGCCGGAGUUGACACUGAAGAUUCCACGGCUGUUGAAUGUGUUCAGAGCCCACGCCUUCCCCAUCACCUGUAUUACAUACGUGGCCGACCGUGAGCUGAUCAUCACUGGAGACCAAGGAAAAGCGGUACGAAUAUGGCUGCUGAGCGGCCGUUACAUCGGCACCUGCGGCGAACCCUGGCAAAGCCUCAUCAGUCCCCAGCAGAAGAUGGUCCAACUGCGUCACCUUCCUAGCGAACUACGGCACUGUCUUUCAGCGCGAACUUUUAAAGUCAUCCAAGUUGGGGCCAAACACCUGCUGUGGGACAAGGCUAUUAGACUAGUCAAGCAGCAUCUUCGAGGAAGACAGUAUAAAGAAAAAGUCACCGGAAAAGAAAAAAAAGAAGAGAAAACGAAGUCAUCAGAAAGUCUCGACCAGGAGUGGAGGAAUCCUAGAAGAAGCAGUAUAUUGGGCUCAACAUAUAAACCUAACCUUCACUACAAACCCCGCCCAGCCAUAUUCACCCAGAAUAACAUCAAGAAGUUUCCAGCUUUCCACACGUUGCCCAUCUACGACAUUCAAGAUAUACAGAAAAUCUCCAAGCCGCGCUUGACAUACCGACAGGAUGUUCAUCAAACCAUGAUCCCAUUACUGGACGAAAGCCAAAAGUUGUUUCAAGAAGUCUAGAACGGUGGCAUUGAAUAAAACGAACAACGCGAAGUUACCUCCCAUUGGCCUGAAAAAGCACAGGAUCUCUCCGUCGAUCAGCGAUCAGGUCUUUGAAGGUCUCAGCAGUCACAGUGGUACCAGCAGUCACCUGCCGUCAAUUGACGACCGCAGCGACGAUGGGAAAGCUGGUAUCUAGGAUUCCAUAUGAGAACUCCCCAUGCAAAGCGUCCUGCUGCUUACCUCCCUUUGUGGUACAAGGGGUUCACUAAGCCACGACUAAUGUGUGGUUGAUGAACAUCAAAGUACAUGGCUUUUUUCUAUAGAUGUUGAUGAAGAAAAGGAGAGGGGCUGAUUUUGUAGACCGAAAGACUGAAUAUUAAGCACUUUUUUUUGACUUUAAAAGUGAAAAUUAGUAUCUUGACUGAACACUAAGAUGUAUCACUAAAAACUGCUUCGCUGACCACUAAACACUCGUUUGACAUAACACUUAAACUUGUCGACUGGGCACUAAACAUAUGCUGACUGAACAAAAAUCUGUUCAAUUCAAUACUUAAGCGCUGACCAAUCACUAACCACUUGUAAACACUUGUUGGCCAAGCACUCAAAGCAUGUUGAAUGAACAGUGAACACUUGUUGACUAAGCAAAAAUAGUUGUUCAGUGACUCUACUAAAAACUGAACAGCUGUUGACGAAACACUAAACAGUUGUCAACUGAACAUUGAACAUGUGCUGACUAAAACUAAGCAUUUGUUUACUCAGCACUGAAGAUGUGUUGACAAAAGUCCUUGUGAUCAGAUGAGCAAAAUUUUAGGUUUCAUGCAGUCAGGCUCUCUGCUUGCAAGCAUGCUGUUGUGCGUGACUGGUAAAUAAUGAUAAAAAGAGAAAAUCACGUGACAUCCUACGUUAGUUUGUAUAGUAACUCUGUUGGGAAAAUACUUCUGUGUAAAUGCUAGCUCAUUGAUGCUGUUAUGAAAAAAACAUUUCAUGACAAUAUUGAGGGUCUCUAUACUGUUUAUAUUUUUUCAAGUCGAUAUUGUAAAGACUCUCAUGUUCUGUAAAGGAAAAUGUCAACUUGACAAACAUAUACAAUGGUCAUUUAUGCGUAGUCGUUACCGACAUAUUGUUCGCUAGUUUAGAAAAAUUUACUGAAGUAUUUAAAGUGUAUACAUUUAUAUAUUUUUUUAAUUUAUACAUUUAUUUUAUAUUUUGAAAGUUAUAUAUUCAUUACCAAGACAUCAAAGGGUGUUUUGAUAAAAUUUUAAGAAUAUUUGACUAAUUAAAACUUUUAGCCAGUGACUUUUUAUCUUAAUACAGAGAAUACUAAAUCGUGUCACAAAGGACGUUUGCGUGAGCGCACGCGUGUCUGUGUGUCAGAGAGCGAUGAUUUGAAUGAAGGCAAGCACAUUUGUAAAACUCAUUCUACAUCAAUUGACAAUGUGUGGAUUAUGCGAAUAUAAUGUGUGUAAAACACCUUGAGUUCCCCUUCAUUCACAAAUAAACUUUAAUAAUAAUCAUCAUAAUCAUAAUAAUAUAUUUAUUUUAAAUAUCUCGCUUCCAAACCCUCCUUUUCAAUGUUUUUCAUUGUUCAUGCCGAACCCGGAGCAUGCAGACAGAAAGCCGUACUAUCUUCUGAACUGUGACUGUUUAUUUGGAACGAAAGACAUUUGUAUAUUUACACAAUGUAUGCACAACCAAGUGAGUGCCUUGUUCUCUCAAUACCACAAUUCCUAAUAUCUUUUCCCUUCCUCUUAAUCCCUCUUUAUCCUUAGCCACCUAUUUAUUGCCAGGAUUUGCGUACACCCAUUGAACACUCGUAGAAAAACACACACACACACACAAAUUCAUGCUCAUACGCACAUAAUCACAUUCUCCGUACAUUCAUUUAUAGUUGCUUCAGUCAUCCGCUAAGACACAUAGACAUACUUAUCAUGUACAUAAAACCUUUUUGUCAAAGGCACACAACCUC